This is a messenger RNA of Homarus americanus (American lobster), 5877 nucleotides long. RefSeq lists its product as uncharacterized. The coding region runs from base 502 to 3300 and encodes 932 amino acids. Lineage: Eukaryota; Metazoa; Arthropoda; Malacostraca; Decapoda; Nephropidae. Gene Ontology annotation, biological process: regulation of transcription by RNA polymerase II. The record is from RefSeq and is a predicted model, not a curated record. Gene Ontology annotation, molecular function: RNA polymerase II transcription regulatory region sequence-specific DNA binding; DNA-binding transcription factor activity, RNA polymerase II-specific. The transcript has 11 exons. Gene Ontology annotation, cellular component: nucleus.
UCGCCAGUUGAGGUGUAGAGAGUGAGGCGGGCGGGCGCGCGCCUGUGUGUGUGUGUGUGUGUGGUGCCUCAACUCACCCAACCACAGCCUUCUUCUUGUGCUACUACUACCCCUCUUACCACCUAGUGUGUGUUAACUCUACCCCUUCCUCCUCCACCUGGUGUCUCCCUAGUGUUAACAGUGUUAGUGUGUGUGUCGACGGGGGCCACUCUUGCGGAAGUACAACUGGAGAGAGUGGCUUAUAGGCAGGCAGGCUGGCUUGCUGCUGGCUGCCCCCUCUACCCCCCCUUAUCUACCCCCACCUCUACCCCCUUGCUGGAUCUGCUGCUGUAAUGCUAGUGGUGCUGGACGACCUGACGUGACCCCCUACUCCAGGAGAGUCGUGCAGGCGGUGAGAGUGAGGGCGAGGGCGAGGGGGAUCUUGAUGAUGUGGUCGCACCACCCCUGGAAGAUGCCCCCCCUCAGCAGGACGAUGCUCCUCCACACCCAGCUCGUCGCCCCAUGAAUGCCUUUCUUAUCUUCUGCAAAAGACAUCGAGCUCAGGUACGAGAAAAAUACCCUCACUUGGAGAACCGUCAGGUGACAAAGAUUUUGGGAGAGUGGUGGGCGGACCUUCCAGCGCACCAGAAGACAUCCUAUACUGAGUUAGCACGGCAGUACAAAGAGGCCUUCCUGCGUGCCAACCCUGACUUCAAGUGGUACAAGAUCCCUGCACAGCCCCCUCGGCCACCACCAGCAAGACCUUCCAACCAGAAGGUCCCCAGGUGUAACCCUCUUCCCACAGAUGGUGCCAUCACUUUUGGAAAACUUGCUGAUGAGGCCCAGAUGGGUGGGUUAAGUACCCUCCUGUCAACAGCUUCAAGCAGCAGUGGGAGCAGUAGUAUCACUGGAAGCAGUAACAGUAUUGGUAGUGGGUCAUCCAGCCUUACUACCUUCACCACUGCCUACGCGUCAGCAGGAAACACCUCAGCAGCUCGCUCAUCUCCUAUUGGUUCCUUGCCGAGUGUGGCUGCACCCAGCACAUUUACAAAUGCUAAUUCUACAAGCAUCUCCUCAAUGAGUACAAACACAGUUGCUGCCACGAACUUGUCGUCGUGGAGUGGAACGUUGCAGCGUCUCGGCCCGGGACCUGCCUCCACAAACGAAACCAGUACGAACACCAUCUGUAACGGCCCCAAACCUAACAGUGCAAACAACACAGCAGUCAGCACCGGGGCGGCUGUCAGUGUGAUAACUCCACACGUUGAAAGUGCCACUAGUAUGACUCCUCCAAAACCCCCUAAGAAGAGGUACCUGCAUGAGAAUCUGCACCAAGUACAGCAGGCACACACAGUACCUACGCCAGCACACACUCCACCUGACACCGACAAACAGAAGAAAAGUCUUGCUGAUGUCAGACCAACCUCCCAGUGGCCCCAAAGUCAUAUAAGGCAAAGGGUUGAGUCUGUCCCCCUACCAGAUGCUGAGGCUCUAGAUGAACAGCAGAGAAGAGUGACCAAUGGUUGUGUUAGCACGAGUUCACCUCUGGGAAUUCCCAACAUGGCUCCUUCUGAACCAGGUCACCGAUUUGAGGUCUCUCACAGUCCUUCACAAGGAACUAAUGGCUCUCCUUAUCGGCACACCACACCCCCAGGCCAACCCCACUCUCCUCCACCAGAGGAUCAGCCUCUUAACCUAUCCACAGAGACAACGUUAUGCGCCUCACAGCAACAGUUGAUUGACAAUAUUGUAGAUAGAAUGUGUGGUGCGCCAAACUUAAAUAGUGUGAGUAGUGAUAAUCGCUCGGACGUUCCUCGUUUCUUCCGACCAGAAAACUUAAAUAAUAAUAAUAACGAAAUAGAAAAGCCCGCCUUUCAUAAGGCUAUUGAUGCACGAAUAAAUGGAAUGUGUGAUGUGAGUUUACUUGUUUCAAAAACUAUUGAUUUUGUGAUUGAUAGAGCUUAUGAUGAUGAAAAGGAAAAGAAACAGAAACUACUAAGUGAAGAUGGCAAAGGACCAGUAAGUGAGACUAAAAGUAAUAACACAUCAGUGGCAGAACCAAACAAGGGUGAACAAGUGCAGUCUGACCAGCCGAAGGCCGAGUCAAAGGAAACUGUCAGCUCCAGUAGUAAUAACUCCAGUAAUAGUAACACAAAUGGCAUUUCCAGUCCAAAUACCCGACCAAGAAAGAGAGUUAAGGAAGACAGUUUAGAGGAAAAUGAUGUCUCUCAUAAAAAGAGACGCGACGUCUCAGGUGGACGCACCAGUCGGGGAAAUUCUAGAAAUGGGGUAGGGGUAGCAGGGGGCCGGUCAAGAGCCCCACGAGCCUGUAAGGGCAAGAUCUAUGAAGAACUCAUCUCUGAAGGUGUCUUACCAGCCCCUCGCAGAUCUCGGACAAGAAAUAGCCGGUGGGAGGAAGCAGAGUCAAGCACCACCCAGGAGCAGGAAGAUGAGGAGGACCCACAACACCAUCACCAACAACAACAUAAUCAGGAAGAAGAGGAGGAAAAUGAGGAGGAACAUAUAGAAGAGGAGGAUGCUGCUCACUCUAAACCUCCAGAGGAAGAAAAUGGGGAAUCAGGAAGUCGGCGACAAGAGGAUGCAGGAAGGAAGGGACGACGGCAGUUGCGUCGGCUCCACCCAGAUGACUUCAAUUUAGAAGCCAGGAUUGAGGCCCUUCCAUCUCUGAGUUUAGAUGAGUUCACUCGGCGUAAGAAAGAGAGGAAACGUACGUCAUCAGCAUCUUCAUCCACACAUGCCACUAACCACUCUGGGACAAACACCAACUCCUUCCCAACUCCACCAACCACACAGCCGACGGUAGGAGUAGUCAGCAGUAGCAGUCGUGUUUCUGCACAGGCAGACUCCACCUCUGACUCUCCAUCACCUGCUUCGGCAACCUCAACAACUACUGCUGCAGUAGCAGGCAGAGCUACAGCUGGGGGAGUCAGCAGUAGUAGUAGUGGUGGUGGAAGUACAGGAGGUAAUCUGUCUGAUGGAGAAGCUGCUGCUUCCCCAACCCCUUCUUCUUCUUCAUCCUCAUCCUUCAGCACCCAGCAACACAGUCCUCCUCAGGCUCCCAUUCUAGUUAGUGGAGGAUCAGUAUCACCAGGGGAAGCAGGACUGGUGGCAAGUUCUGAUGGUGGACCCCUAAUUGGUUCACAGAAGAGGAAGGCACGAAAACAGACUAUUACGAGACAUGAUCCUGUUCAUGGUUCGCUGCGUAGAGAUACGAGUGUUGUUGAGCAGAGUGUCCUGACAAGCAUGGGUCUGGCUGCUCUGGCAGAAGUGGCACUUAGUCAGCCAAUUAUGAAACUCUGAACAGGUUAAGGAGUGGUAAAGAGAACAAAGUUUUAAGUAGACUAAAGGAACCAGUGUUUGUAUUAUUACAAAGUAUACUAGCACAUUUACUGUUGUUAUUAAUAGACAAUGCAAUAGUAAUUGCAGUCUGAUAUCCAAAAAUCUUUAUGAAUUUUCUUUUCCAAGUUGUUAAAAAAAAUGAAAAUUUAAUUUUCAAAUUAUAAAUGGUUUUAUACAUGAUUAAGAUAUAUUUAUGUAUCCCAUGUUGAACUGAUUGGUCUUCAAAUUACCCUGGCCUAAAUGUGCAUGACUCAAACAAUAAUUGCCUCAGUGGAAAAACCAUAUACAGUAAUUUGUUUUCAGUUCUGGAAUUUCUUCAAAGUUCUGUGAUCUCUAGUGAGUCUGAAACUAAAAAAACAAACAAAACAAAACAAAGAAUUCCUAACUGAACUGAAAACUUUCUCUGUCUGUGACUUAACUUGAAGUUGGCUGUGGAGAAGUACCGGGGUAAUGGGCAUCCUGUAGCCGACACCAGAGGCCAUGUUUGUGCUGCCUUAUUGGCUGUUAAAUUUCUCCACAUCUUUGACCUCUUGAGCUGGUCUACAGGAGUAACAUGUUACAGUGAUUUUUGAGAAUUUAUCUGCAUAUAAGACAGUACCUUUACUCCCAUGACAGCUGCAGAGUUAAGAUAUUUCAAGGAGAAUUUUAAAUAUAUAUAUAUUUGUGCAGUAUUUAGAUGGAAACAGCGAUGAUUGUGCUCAAGUUGCAGGGUGAUUGAAACAAUAUGUGUGAUGGUGUCUGUGAUUUGUAAUAGCUUGUUUAUGCUUAAAGUCUUUCUGUAUCGGGAUUCUGUGUACUCAUAUUUGACCAAAUUCUUAAACCUUGAAGAUAAGGAAAACAAUUUGCUAAUCAUUACAGGAAGUGACCUUUUGUAAUCAGUAAGAUUGUUAGCUUGUUUUCUAGCCCUCAAGAAAAAGUUUAAGAAAGGAAUCAGUGAUCUUAAUUGUUUUUGAGUCACUAGUACUUCAACUGUGAAGUGUGCUUCAGUAUUGUCUGCUCUUUCACCAAGAACUGAGAAUCAUGAAUCUCUAACUUUCCCUGGUGCUUGGGUAAUUAAUCCACAAAAUUUCUUCAAAUUUAAUGGACAGGCUGGUGAGAGGAAUGGGAGGACUGGUCCAUGCCCCUCAAAGGCAGGUUUGGUUUGAAGCACACCACCCUAUUUUGCCAAAUAUAUAAGCCUUUUACAAAUUUUGAACUAUUUUCAGGUCUAUGACUAAGGGAACAUGAAGUACUGUGUGAAGAUCUUCUUAAUAUAUAAUGUUGUAAUUUUGAUAAUUAGUUUAUUGAUAAAACUGAACUAGAAGUAAAAGCAUAGACAGUUGAUGUCAUCACCUUAGGAUCUCCCUAUCCUCAACUACUGCCUUUUCCCUUGACAUUGUUACAAUCCAGAGAAACAUCGUUUGUGACUGGUGAGCACCGUAGCCAGGUGCCAGUGUCCUACACCUCUGAGGUAGCAUCUGUGUAUUAAUAGAUUUAUCUUUGUUUUUGUUUCUUUCCCUCUCUUAGCCUGUUGAUAAUUUUCUAUUUACGGUUACAGCCUGUUAGAUAUUUUGUAUCCUCAGUUUACCAUAUCCACUUUUAAAAGAGUGAGUAUAUUAUUAUUUUUAGCACUUGUUCAGAACAUUAUCAUUUCUUUAUAGUUUGCCAGCAUUAGGUGUUCUAUUGUGGAUAGUCAGUGUGACAAAUAUAAAGAAUAUAUUAUUGAUAUAAAAGUAUAUUGAUUUAAAUGUCAAGACAAUUUCCACCAGCAAUUAGUGAUGAGGAGUCAGCUUAUUGUAACAGGUAGAUGCUCACACAUAUACUAGUAUCACCAACUGUUGAGGAUAAAAAUUAAUACAAAGCCCGUACCUGAUUCUUAGGGAAGUGUAUAUCUGUUGAAACCCUUUAGUUAUCAAGAUGUUUCAGGUGCAAACUGUUGGUUUUUACAUCGUAAUGUAGAAAAAUUGAGGGCUUCAGUGUAAUGGUUUACACUCACUGAUUAAGCCUGCGUAUUUUAGUGUGUUCAUAGCCUUUUACUAAUAUGUACUUCCACUUUCACUUAAGUGCACUUGCCAGAAAGUUAGACCUGAUAAAGUUGCUUGAACUGAAAUUUCUCAACUUUCAAAAAGUUUAAAUAUUUAUACAAAUUUCAGUUUAAACUACAGGUACAGAACAAUUAUUGGGGCUUAAACUUUUACAAGAGUUGCAGUUUUGCUGUUGGUGGUAGUACUAUGGAGGAAGAAUUUACCCUAUCUAGUUUGUUGAGUAGUCUGUUAUUGAUAUUUGUGACACUAUGAGCGAUUUGGAACCUGCUCAGGUGCUUCAAUAAGGCUGAGGUUGCUGAAACUGUGAACAUGAAUGCAAGCCUUUACAGAUAACCUGGAUCUUAGGGUCAAGUCGCUGAUCUCGUCACGUAUAAUUGAUGAUUUGAGUAACUCAUUUGGGAAAGACAAGUGUGCAUUUAUGUAUUAUAUUGUAAUAUAAAGAAGAGUAAAAAAUUCCCUAUAUAUGCAGAUAUAUAUGAAUGAUAAUGUUAAUAAAUCUAUUUAUUCUAAACUA